AUGAAGAAAAAGCCGUUCAACCCGCCCAAGAUCAUGCCAUUACUCGACUUCCCGAACGAGCUCAUACUCCUGAUAGCCGAGAGCCUCCCGGACGUCAAGUCCCUCUCCGCCCUGAUCCUUACGAACAGACGCUUAUCCUCCCUCCUAACGCCGCACCUACACCAACGAGCAAACGAGGACAAGGACGGUAUCCCAGCGUUCCUAUGGGCCGCCUGGCGUGGCCACGAACCCCUCGUCCGCCUACUCCUGGACAUGGGGGCGGAUAUAGACAUGGCGCACUCGGAGGAUAAGAAGACAGCGCUGCACAAAGCCGUCUGGUACGAGCACCUUGACGUCCUGCGCGUCCUCCUGGACAAGGGCGCCAACAUCCACGCGCGAGCAACGCACGGCUACACGGUACUUCACUUCGUCGCCAUUGGAACUCGCAAUUCCUCCGAAGCGAUAGCCCGCCUCCUCCUGGACCGGGGGGCGGAUCCGGACGUGCAGAACGAGCACAAGGUCACACCGCUGCACCUCGUCGUGCAGCAGACGAGCACGAACCUCGUCGCCAUCGCCAAACUCUUCCUGGAGAAGGGAGCUAAGCGUAAUCCGCGGAACGGGUCGGGGGACACGCCCUUGCACCAUGCUACUCGAUUCGGCAGGAAGGAGAUGGUCCGGUUGCUGUUGGAUAGUGGCGCGGAUGUUAACGCCCUGGAUUACUUUGGCGACACGGCCCUGCACAUUGCCAUCGAGCAGCAUAACGAACCCUGCGUUAAGAUCCUGUUCGAGUACGGUGCCGACCCCUACGUCAAGGAUAGCUCUGGAAAUACCGUGUGGGAUUGGGUGCACUCGGGCGCUAUGUGGGAGAGUCAGGAGGACGUGAUUAUGGCGGAGAAGCUGGCGGAUUUGAUGGGGAAGAUGUGCUUUGGUAGGGGCUCUCAAGGGAGGAGGUGUGAGCGGAGGGCCAUCGCUGCUAGUUGAUGUCGUUCCGCAUUUUGCUUCCUUGCAUCUUGCUUUAUCGUAGCGUGUCCUUUUAUUCUCGCCUACUUGUUCGUUUUGCUCUUUCUUUCUGUUUUUUUACCGUUUCACCUAUCAUCUUAUCAUCAUCAUCAUCAUCAUCAUUCAUAACAUCUGGUAUAUCUUAUAAGCGGCGUUGGGGAUAGCACACUGAGGCAUGAGGCGGCGCAUUUACAUUUCCUGUUUAUCCCUUCUAUUCAUUUCAUCCUCCUUCCUUCCUUCCUUUCAAAAGUUCCUUCGAUCCGAACUUUCCCUUCUCCUUCUUCUCCACGGUAUGCUUUUUGCUCUCGAGUUUAUUAUAGACUUUAUCUUUUGUAAUCCUCAGGGAAAUUUAUUCACGGUUCUAUAG
This is a messenger RNA of Tuber aestivum (summer truffle), 1345 nucleotides long. Lineage: Eukaryota; Fungi; Ascomycota; Pezizomycetes; Pezizales; Tuberaceae. The record is from the annotation of a GenBank genome assembly.